AUGCAUCAAGACGAACUCACCCAACGCCUGGCCGAGCGGAUCGUGCACCACCACAAGAAAAUGCCCUUCCAUGACGACGGCAGCAAGAAGCGGCAGAAACGCUGCCUCGUGGCCCUCGCCGGCGGGCCCGGCAGCGGCAAGUCGACCAUCGCAGAGGCCGUCGCGGACAAGGUGUCGCAGCAGCACGUCAAGUGCCAAGCGAUAUCGAUCGAAGGGUUCAUGAAGCCAAAAUCAGCGCUAUCAGAGGAGCAGCUCAAGAAGCGCGGCGCAAUCGACACGUUCGACGGUGAGGCCGUGGUGAACAUGUUCCGGACGCUGCGCGCGCGCGGGCCGGGCCACGAGCUGCGGGUGCCCGUGUUCGACGAGGAGAAGAGCGACCCGGUGCCGGAGGGUCAGCUGAUCGAGGCGGACACCGAGGCCGUGAUCUUCGAGGGGAUCUACAUGCUGGCGGACCGGGAGCCGUGGAGGCGCAUCGAGGAGCUCGUCGAUGAGAAGUGGUUCAUCCAUGUGCGGCCCGAGCUGUGCCGGGAGCGGGUGACGGAGCGCAGGACCUCGAAGGGGAUCACCAAGACGAAGGAGGAGGCGCUGAGGUAG
This is a messenger RNA of Anthostomella pinea, 594 nucleotides long. The record is from the annotation of a GenBank genome assembly. NCBI's taxonomy places the organism in Eukaryota, Fungi, Ascomycota, Sordariomycetes, Xylariales, Xylariaceae.